AUGUUAGAGCUUCAUGCAACCAAAAUAGAUGACAAGUUUUAUGAACAGCAAGCUGAUUUUGACGAAACGGAUCGACUUGAAGUUGAAGGUACCAAAGUUUCAUAUUUAAAAAAAGGCCGGGAGUAUUGGAAUUUCGACUUUUCAGUUGAGCACCAAGCUAUUCAUGCUACUAUUCUUUGCGAGUUUGAACCUGGUACAAAGUCAAUUGUCGUUUUACUCGAGGACAUUGGUUAUGUUUUUAAUUUAACCGAAAAUUCUAGCGACUAUUUCAUUGUAAAUGUACCUUUCACGGUGAAAAGUGUUUGGAAUUCUCCAUAUGGCGUUCUUUUAGAGCGAUGUCUGGCAAAAAGUGAAGAUACAGAAAAUCCAAUGCCUCACAUUUUCUGUCUUACAGGCCCGUUGGAAGAACUUAGUUUGGUCGCAACAGAAGGAAAACAUAAAUUAAAACUUUGUGACAGCAUUGUGUACAACACCGAGAACAUUGUUGUCACAUAUAGCGAACGGGAUAAACGACUUUCAUUCUGGGGAUGUUCAGCUGCUGAACAAAAUGACCAUCAGCUGUCUUCCAAACUAGAUAAAAAAAAGCAAGCUGCUAGCGGAUUGCUCACGGGAAAUGACCGGUGUGAUUCAUGCUUUUACGGAGUUAAUGGCAAUAGCAACUUUCUGAACAAACUGGAUGACCAAAGCCUGCGGACAUCGGUGCUCUUUACUCAUCUUGAAUCCUUUCCUUUGGCGGGAGCCAAGCAUUUUAACUCAAUAACAGUAAAUGGCGUCCUCGUCGUAACAGUUAUGACUCCCUCAACUAAAAAGGGGAUAUAUGAUUUUAUUUCACAAAGCAUCUUCGAAAGGGUUGCUGUGCUGUCUGCUAAUGGAAAAGUAAGCCUAGAAUCUCCCAUGUCACCGUCAUUGACCAUUGCCGGUACAUAUGUCGCUAUGCGUGUUGCAGGUCGUAGUCUGUUACUUACGACUGAGAAAAAUGAAGAACGGUACUUGAGUAUUGAUAUUGUAUCGUCAAGCACAUUGGUCCAGUGGUGUCUAGCUACUAUGAGAAGAAUUCUUCCUGUCAAGGCUUACGAAAUUAUUUAUACGGGUUUUGUUUAUUUGCUACUGAAGCAUGAAAUGAAUGAAUCUGAAGCGUUAGACUGUUCAUUUCUUUCGUGUUUUUUAACUUUUGCCAGCGUUACCAAGACUGACAGUGAGUCUUUGGAAGAUUGCCUCUUUGGUCAUAUUAGUUUUAGCAAGCUAAUCUCACUUUCGUUACAGCUGAAAAACCUACAAGACUAUACCCCUUUAAAUAAUUACCUGGGCCACAUUCUUAUAUGCUUACACUUUGUUUGCGAAGAGAUGCGACUUAAUUCUACUCUCAGAUUGCAAAAGGAACAUCUAGCCGAACUGCUUUAUCAGUUAGCAAAAUGGGUAAAAUGGCAAUCUUAUGUACAAUAUUAUUCAGCCGACGUUACUCAACCGAACCCCGGCUACAACGUAAGCAUGAACAUUUCAAUUGAUGAACCUCCUGUAAUUCCUUCUAUUAUGCAAUGGCUUUUAACGACUCUACUAUCCCAAAAAAUCCAACCCUUUCAUGGCCCUCAGUACUUUGAACUCUCGCCUAAAACGAUGAACUUAUUUCCAUUGAUGCGUUCUGUACUAAGCUUCUGGGACUCCCUUUUGAACCCUGAUAUUUCGAUAACACUUUUGGUCGAAGAAAUGGUGCAACUUGGUUUGCAACGGAAGAUCAUAAAUCGUUUCCCGGAAGGUUUGUCUGCCAUAUUUCAAACAAUCCUUUCCAUUGCAGCCGAAAAUUGUCCUUCUUCUUGGGAGUCUGAAGAGCUUAAGCUUGUUAAUCGGCUGGAUAUCGAUAGUUUUCUAAAUGGAGAACCUACGCCAAUAAACUCUCAAAAUGCUGAGCAAGAAACCAAAGAAGAGAUUAGAAACAUCACAACAAAUGUUAUUGAUCCAAGUUUAGUUGACUCUGAUGUCAGAAGUGCAGAGUCCGAUUUUUCAGCAUUGCUGUUUAGAAACGAUAAGCGUAUGCAGGAAGUGGAAAAGCUACUAUCUUUUACUCGGCAAGUUACAGUUUCUCUUGAAUCGUUCAAUGUUGGCGGAAGAGAUGUUGUUACACGUCAGCAAAAUGUCGUUCAAAGCAUUGUUAUUCGUACUAUUUCUAUUCCAAUUGGAGCUGGAAUGAUGCGUUUUGGCUCAAGAGACCCUCUCCCUACUGAAGUAAUGGUUCCUCAACCGUUCGAAUACUCUGUCCGGUUUACACCUUCAAAGACAAUAAUUCAGCCUGAGAAGGAGUUUUUCAGUAAGAAUAUUACAGAAUGGGCUGAAUUUCAUGCGGGUGUGGCACUUGGGCUUUCUGUUUGUAAAGAUUCUCAGGAAGUGAAUACAAGCUGGAUCAUGUUCAAUAGACCAGACACAUUAACAACAUACCAUGCUGGUUUCUUACUUGGACUUGGACUGAAUGGCCAUCUUAAGUCGCUGGCGACAUGGCAUUCGUUCGUAUAUCUAACGAGUAAGCACACGCUGACCAGUAUUGGUCUAUUACUUGGACUUUCCGCAUCGUACAUGGGAACGAUGGAUGCUAAAAUUACAAAACUGCUCAGUGUGCAUAUACUGGCUUUGUUGCCUGUGGACGCCAACGAGCUAAAUCUGUCGCCAUUGACGCAAACUGCUGGGUUGCUUGGCAUCGGUUUGCUGUAUUACGGUACUUGUCACCGACGCAUGUCGGAAGUCACGCUUAAUGAAGUUUUAUGUUCUACGAAAAACAAUGAUUACCAUAACGAAGGUUACAAACUUGCUGCUGGAUUUGCUCUUGGCCUAAUCAACCUGGGAAAAGGUGCUAACCUUCCUGGAAUGGCUGAUUUGCAGUUAGCUGAAAAGCUGCAUCACCGGUUAACGAGGGAAUAUCCGAAUGAAAAUCUCGAGACAAGUUCUCCAGGCGCAAUUAUGGCACUCACAUUAUUAUACCUUAAAACGAAUGAUCGAGUGAUUGCGAAGAAAAUUGAUAUUCCAAAAUCAAAAUAUCUGUUAGGAUUCUACCGUCCUGACCUUUUGAUGCUUAGAAUUACGGGAAAAAACCUAAUUCUAUGGGAUGAGGUUCGAGCUGACUAUGAAUGGGUGAAGAGCCAAAUUCCUGAUAUCAUGCUUCCCCAAUUUGACCUUAAAGAAAAAACCAUUCUUUCAUCGGAGGACUUAAUGCUGUAUAAUGUUAUUGCUGGAAUAUGCUUCUCGCUCGGUAUUCGGUUUGCCGGUACUGGAAAUACAAUGGCACGGGAUAUCUUGCUCAAUUUCUUCGACAGCUUUUUACGUUUAUGUGGCAUACCAGCGAAGACACACGACGAGAGAGUCACUUAUGUGACUAUGAUUCGUUCAUUUCGAAAUCUUUGGGUCCUUGCUGUGGAACGUCGUUGCCUAAUUCCCGUCAAUCGUGAAAACGGUUCUCCCUGUGUCGUUCCAUUUAAGCUAGUUACCGUUCAUCAACAAGUACAAAAGGUGGAAGCUCCUGUUCUGCUACCUCCAUUCGAGGAGUUGCACAGCCUGGAAAGUUUAAGUGACAAGUACUGGAAGUUUAAAGUCGAUUUUUCAAAAAAGCGAAAUGUUGAGCAAAUGAAGCGUUCACAAGUAAUUGCGCUCGUUCCAUUUACACAGUCCAUUACAGAGCAAGGAACACUUGUUUUGGAAACCAAACAAGACGAGGCAAACGAGUAUCUUCAAGAACUUCUUAUUGAUAGUCUCGCCUUCAAGGAAAACAAAUCCAUCCUCAGUGACGUUGUUAACGCCUCUACGGGAAUGAGCCAGCGACACGCAUUACAACUUUCAUUGCAACCUUCCUACGACGAAGAUGAUCGCGAUCAACUUGUCAGCAUCAGAAUCCUUAUCCAAUUCUUUGAGGCAUGCUGGACCGGAGUUUUGGCAAACAAAAUGAAUGGUCGGCAGUUCUCUUUCCUGUCUCAAGAAUUUGCCGAACAGCUCAAUAUCCAGCUGUGGCAACCCUUCCUAAACGACGAUGAAAGCUCGAUUGUAUCUCAUUAA
Messenger RNA from Schizosaccharomyces japonicus yFS275, 4032 nucleotides. Its product is annotated as anaphase-promoting complex subunit Apc1. Gene Ontology annotation, molecular function: proteasome binding. The record is from RefSeq and is a predicted model, not a curated record. The transcript has 3 exons. The coding region runs from base 1 to 4032 and encodes 1343 amino acids. Gene Ontology annotation, biological process: anaphase-promoting complex-dependent catabolic process. Gene Ontology annotation, cellular component: pericentric heterochromatin; anaphase-promoting complex. NCBI's taxonomy places the organism in Eukaryota, Fungi, Ascomycota, Schizosaccharomycetes, Schizosaccharomycetales, Schizosaccharomycetaceae.